Sorex fumeus (smoky shrew) is the source of this 9052-nucleotide messenger RNA. RefSeq names its product tetratricopeptide repeat and ankyrin repeat containing 1 (gene TRANK1). The coding region runs from base 40 to 8946 and encodes 2968 amino acids. Lineage: Eukaryota; Metazoa; Chordata; Mammalia; Eulipotyphla; Soricidae. The record is from RefSeq and is a predicted model, not a curated record. Gene Ontology annotation, molecular function: protein binding; ATP binding. The transcript is spliced from 24 exons.
GUGCUCAGGAGUUACUCCUGGCAGUGCUCCGGGGACCAUAUGCAGUUCCAGGGAUCUAACUUGGGUUGGCCACAUGUAAGGAUGGAACUCACAGAGUAUGCUGAGCUCUUGAAAGAAUCUGGCAACAAGGUUUUUAAGAAUGGAAACUUCUCUUUGGCCAUCACAAAGUACGAUGAAGCCAUCCAGGUUCUCCUGCAGUUAUACCAGUGGGGGGUUCCCCCCAAGGACGUGGCUGUGCUGCUGUGCAAGAAAUCCAAUGCCUUUUACAGCCUUGGGAAGUGGAACGAGGCAUUUAUGGCUGCCAAGGAGUGUCUCCAGUGGGAUCCGACCUACGUGAAGGGAUAUUACCGAGCUGGUUACUCAUUGUUGCGUCUGCUCCAGCCUUAUGAAGCUGCUCGCAUGUUUUUUGAGGGUCUGCGUCUUUUACAGGGCAGUCACGACCAGACACAGGUUGCGGAUUUCCUUGUGGGAGUCUUCACCACUAUGGGCACUGAUCCUGUUAUUUUGCAAAGUUUCUUGCCCUGCUUUGAUCGUAUUUUCACUAUUGGCUUCUCAACGGAAAUGUGGCAGUUCAUAAUAGAAAAACUGGCAAAGAAAGGAUUAUGGCAUUCAUUUCUACUUCUCUCAGCAAAAAAAGAUCGACUGCCGAAAAAUAUCCAUGUCCCAGAGUUGUCACUGAAAAGUCUCUUUGAGAAAUAUGCCUUCAUUGGACUGUAUGAGAAAAUGGAGCAGGUUCCCAAGUUAGUCCAGUGGCUCAUCUCCAUUGGUGCAAGUAUUGAGAGUAUAGGACCAUACCCGCUUCAUGCUCUCAUGCGACUCUGUAUCCAAGCAAGGGAAAACCAUCUUUUCAGGUGGCUCAUGGAUCACAAGCCCGAGUGGAAAGGCCGCAUCAACCAGAAGGAUGAAGAUGGCUGCACUGUCCUGCAUAUGGUGGCCACCCACGCCCCAGGGCACCUACUUAAGCGACAAACAGAGGGUGUUCAGAUGCUCCUGCGCUUUGGGGCAGACCCCACCCUGUUAGACGGACAGUCCCGUUCCGUUGUGGAUAUCCUGAAGAAGAAUAAGAACUUCAAAGCCAUUGAGAAGAUCAACAGUCACUUGGAGAAGCUAGCUGCAUGUUCUAAGGACCUAUCAGGACUGAACAAUUGUGAUGGACCUACUAGUGAAAGUGACAUUUUCCGGAAGGCCUCGGAGCAGCUGGUGAAAUACUUCAGCUCAGGAAACUGGUUAUUGCCUAAAAACUUUCAAAAGCACGAAGUGGUUCAGAGAUUCUUGCGCCUCCUUUCUUCUUUGCAAGAAAUUCCUCCCGACCUGUUCUGUGACAUUAAUCAUGACUGUGCCAACGCCUUCAUCAAGUUUUUACUAGAAAGACACAAGUGGCCGGAAGUGCUACUGCUGCUGACUCGCAAAGUGAGUGGGGAGCCCCCGCUCGGAGAUUUUGUCCUCCGAGCCUGCUGCUUCUCGGACCUUGACCUCUGCUCUGUCAUCCCGCACCUCAGCACUUGGGACCACCGGAGGACCCUGCUUCUGGACCGCCUGAUCGAUGGAGGAGCCUUGCCUGAGGGUCUCCAGGAAAGACCCCUCUCUGUGUGCCUCGAACACGAAGACUUCGAGUUGGCUUUUGUUCUGCUGAACCGGGGUGCAGACCCGCACUUCCUCUCUCUCACGGAAGGCGAUACGCCUCUGCAUGCAGCACUCCACAUCUUCUUAGACAUCCAAGUCAACAUCGGUUUUAACUUGCUCAGCUACCUGUUGGAUCUAUUCUGGUACAACCCCACUGAAUUUGACUACCUCAACCCCAACGUCCAGGAUAGCAAUGGAAAUACCUUAAUGCACCUCCUCUUCCAGAAGGGGAAGAUGAAGCACACAAGGAAACUCAUAGAGCUGCUGGCAAGGUUUGACAUUAACUUGAACCUGAAGAACAAGGAAGGAAAAGAUGCACGCCAUCGGAUCAAGAAGAACGAUUCUUUGCUUUUGACCUGGAACAAAGCGGUGACAGAGAACAGGCGGAAGGUCCGGCAGGACCCUGCUGCUCAGCCCCCAGGCAGGUUCCCGAGGCAGGGCACCCCUGGGCACCCGUCACUCAAGGGCCAAGGCUCGUUCAAGUCCCCACCGUGCUCUGAAGAGGCUGAGGUCCCGGACAGCUGGGAAAGUCUUCCUGAAGCCCAGCUGAGCAGGCCAGAGACCGGAGACGCCAGCUCCUGCUCUCUGAGAGACCGCCUUGUGCAGGAUAUCACGGUUUUGAUUCAGCAGGUUGAACUGGAGACAUCCCUGCAAGAGGACUGUCCUCAGAGCUCCAAGCCUUGCAAGGCAGGGACUGGCGCAGAAGUAAAGAGAAACAAGCUCCAGCAAACCCUGGGGUUGGGGGCCACAAACUGUGGCGAGGAUGACCCCACUGCCCUUGAGGUAGUGGGGGGCUGUGGCCAGACAGGCCCGCUUCUUCCUGCCUGCCUCCUCAGGAAAGAGGGCAGUGAGGACCAGGACGACUGGGGCAUGCAGGAGAUUGAGGCUUGUCUCCAGGACUUUGACAACAUGACAUGGGAGAUCGAGUGUACUUCCGAAAUGCUCAAAAAACUGUCCAGCAAGGCCAUGACGAAGGUCAUAAAGAAGAAGAUCAUCCUGGCCAUCCAGCAGCUGGGGAACGGUGAGUGGACUCAGGGCCUACAGAAACGGCUGAAGCAUCUGAAGGGAAACAUCCAGCUCUUUGAGGCCAAACUCGACAAAGGAGCCCGGAUGCUGUGGGAGCUGGCCAUCGACUUCUCCCCACGCUGCAGCGAGAACCCGGAGAAGAUCUUCGCCACAGAGCGGAAUGUGCAGCCCAUGGAGAAGUCGGGACGGGUCUACACAGAAAUCAUUCGCAUCUGGGACAUCGUGCUGGAUCACUGCAAACUAUCCGACUCCAUUAGGGCCAUCUGCAGUGCCUACGACCGGGGCUUCUCCUGUGUCCUGAGAAAAAAGCUGAAGGGCAUCAACAAAGGCCGGGUAUCAGCCAACAAGAAAAUCCAGAAGCGGAUCCCGCGCUGCUAUGUGGAGGACACAGAGGCAGAGAAGAGCAGGGAACACAUGAAUACCGAGUACUUCCCGCCCGCCAGCUCAGUGGAUACAGAAUACAACAUCAUGAAGUUUCACAGUUUCAGCACCAACAUGGCCUGCAACAUCCUCAAUGACAUGACGGCCACGGUGGAGUACCCGUUCCGCGUGGGCGAGCUGGAGUACGCUGUGAUUGAUCUCAACCCUCGGCCGCUGGAGCCCAUCAUCCUCAUUGGCCGCAGUGGCACUGGGAAGACCACUUGCUGCCUCUACCGACUGUGGAAGAAGUUCCACGUGUACUGGGAGAAAGCCGAUCAGGCAGGCAGUCCGCUCCUCACCAAGCCAAUCCUGCCUAGGAGAAGGUUGGAAGUGGAAGCCAGGAAGGAAGGCCCUGGUGCAGAGGAGGAGGAAGAGGAGGAGGAAGAGGAAGGCUCCAUUGAAGUGGAAAUAUCAGACAGCAUAGAGGAGGAACAGGAGAGUGAAGCUGGGGCAGGGGGAGGCAGUGGGGAGCCAGCAGGGCACAGCCAAGAGGUGGACAUAGGUGCCGAUGAGCUGCCCCAACAGCUGGAGCAUUUGCAUCAGAUCUUCGUGACCAAGAACCACGUCCUGUGUCAGGAGGUGCAAAGGAAUUUCAUUGAGCUUUCCAAGUCCACCAAGGCCACCAGUCAUUACAAACCCUUGGAGUCCAAUGUCUACAAGCUCCAGGACCUGCGGGAUGAGAAUUUCCCUCUGUUUGUCACCUCCAAGCAGCUGCUUCUCCUCCUGGACGCCUCACUGCCCAAACCCUUCUUCCUGAGGAAUGAAGACGGCAGCUUGAAAAGAACGAUUGUGGGGUGGUCCGCUCAGGAGGAGCUGAGCAUCCCCAAUUGGCAAGAGGACGAAGAGGAAGCCGAGAUGGACGGCGACUGCGGGGAGGAGGAUAAAGCCGCAGAAGCACGCGCAGGUGACAGUGAUCCCCGGGUGUAUGUGACAUUCGAAGUGUUCACCAAUGAAAUAUGGCCCAAAAUGGUCAAAGGGAAAACCUCCUAUAACCCUGCUCUCAUCUGGAAGGAAAUAAAGUCUUUUCUGAAGGGGUCUUUCGAGGCCCUCAGUUCCCCCCAAGGGAGUCUCACAGAAGAAGCAUAUAAGAAAUUAGGGCGGAAACGGUCCCCCAAUUUCAAGGAAGACCGGAGCAAGAUCUAUAAUCUCUUCUGCCUCUAUCAGCAGAUCAGAUCUCAGAAAGGUUAUUUUGAUGAAGAGGAUGUUCUGUACAACCUGUCGUGCAGGCUGUCGAAGCUCAAGGCACUCCCGUGGUCCAUCCACGAGCUGUACGGCGAUGAGAUUCAGGACUUCACCCAGGCUGAGCUGGCGCUGCUGAUGAAAUGCAUCAAUGACCCCAAUGCCAUGUUCCUCACCGGGGACACGGCCCAGAGCAUCAUGCAGGGUGUGGCCUUUCGCUUCAGCGACCUGCGCUCUCUGUUCCACUAUGCCAGUAGGAACACCACUGACAAGCAGUGUGCUGUCCGGAAACCCAAGAAGAUCCACCAGCUGUACCAGAAUUACAGGUCCCACUCGGGAAUCCUCAAUCUAGCCUCUGGAGUGGUGGAUUUGCUUCAGUUCUACUUCCCAGAAUCUUUUGAUCGCCUUCCUAGAGAUUCUGGCCUCUUUGAUGGCCCCAGACCCACUGUCCUGGAGUCCUGUAGUGUAAGUGACUUGGCAAUUCUGCUACGAGGGAACAAAAGGAAAACCCAACCCAUUGAAUUUGGAGCCCACCAGGUAAUCCUUGUAGCUAAUGAAACUGCAAAGGAGAAAAUUCCAGAAGAGUUGGGGUUGGCACUUGUGCUAACAGUUUAUGAAGCAAAAGGCUUAGAAUUUGAUGAUGUCCUCCUUUACAACUUUUUCACCGAUUCUGAGGCUUACAAGGAAUGGAAGAUCAUUUCCUCAUUUACUCCUUCAUCAUCGGACUUCCAAGAGAACCAGCCACUGAUUGAAGUGCCCCUGGAAAAGCCCAGCUCCUCUCAGGGGCGGUCUCUCACAGUGAAUCCAGAAAUGUACAAGCUCCUCAAUGGAGAGCUGAAGCAACUGUACACGGCCAUCACAAGGGCUCGGGUCAACCUCUGGAUCUUUGAUGAAAACCUGGAGAAGCGGGCCCCUGCGUUCAGGUAUUUCACUAGAAGAAAUUUUGUCCAAGUUGUGAAGACAGAUGAAAAUAAAGACUUUGAUGAUAGCAUGUUUGUUAAGACCUCAACCCCUGAAGAGUGGAUCGCACAAGGAGAAUACUACGCUAAACACCAGUGCUGGAAGGUUGCAGCCAAAUGUUACCAGAAAGGCGGCGCCUUUGAAAAGGAGAAACUGGCGCUGGCCCACAACACCGCCCUGAACAUGAAGUCCAAGAAAGUCAGCCCCAAGGAAAAGCAGAUGGAGUACCUGGAGCUGGGGAGGACGUAUCUCGAGUGCAGCGAGCCCCUGCUGUCUCUGAAGUGUCUGAGCUACGCCAAGGAGUUCCAGCUCUCUGCCAAGCUGUGUGAGAGGCUGGGGAAGAUAAGAGAUGCCGCCUACUUCUAUAAGCGGAGCCAGUGCUACAAAGACGCUUUCAGAUGCUUUGAGCAGAUUCAGGAAUUUGAUCUGGCACUCAAAAUGUACUGCCAAGAGGAGCUUUUUGAAGAAGCGGCUAUUGCAGUAGAAAAGUAUGAAAAAAUGCUGAGGGCUAAGACCCUUCCCAUAUCUAAGCUCUCCUAUUCUGCAAGUCAGUUUUACUUGGAGGCUGCCGCCAAGUAUCUGAGUGCAAACAAGAUCAAGGAAAUGAUGGCUGUGCUUUCCAAGCUAGACAUAGAAGAUCAGCUUGUAUUUCUGAACUCUCGGAAAAGGCUGGCGGAAGCAGCAGACCUGCUGAAACGGGAAGGCCGGAGAGAAGAGGCCGCUCUGCUGAUGAAGCAGCACGGCUGUCUCUUGGAGGCAGCCCGGCUCACCGCCAACAAAGACUUCCAGGCCUCGUGUCUACUGGAAGCCGCCCGCCUCAACGUGGCCAGGGACUUGGAUGUAGAACACACCAAAGUCAUUCUGAGAGAAGCCCUGGACCUCUGCUAUCAAACCAAUCAGCUGUCUGGCAUCGCCGAGGCCCAGUUUCUGCAGGGCGUCAUCCUGAGAGACUUCCAGAAGCUCAAGGAUGCCUUCUACAAGUUUGACACCCUCAACCACCCAGCUGGUGUGGUGGAAGUGCUCUAUGAAGCUGCCAGCCAGUGUGAGGAUGAGCCUGAGAAGGUUCUGGCCCUGGCUCCUGCCGGCUUGACCGUCCUCCUCAAUCUUGUCCGGGCCCUCAAAAGAGUCAGUAACAAUGCUGAGAAGGAAAUGGUCAAAUCUUGCUUUGAGUUUUUCGGGUUUUCUCAGGUGGAUUCCAAGUAUUGGCAGAUAGCUCAGAGUGAUCCCGGGCCUAUAUUAAGAAUAAUUUUUGACCUGGAUUUGAACUUGAAAGAGAAGAAAACAAAAGAUCAUUUCUUGGUAAUGACUGACCAGGUAAAAUUAGCCCUCAACAAGCACCUUUUGAGUAGACUGUGUCAGAUUACACAGAGCCUGCUUGGGAAGGCCUACCCUGGGGUCUGCAUGAGGUUUAUCGUGGGUUUAAAAUGUGAGGAUGAAAACUGUGAGGAUUUCCACAGGCCUCUGAGACGCUGUGAGGCCAAGUGUUUGGUUCAGUCAAAAAUGCACCUGGUGGCCAUCAACGGGUUGCUUUUGGAAGCCAAAAAAUUAUUCCCUAAAAUCUUAGCUGAGGAACUUGAAGAAAUCGAUUAUAUUUUGUCUGCCGACAUGUAUGGCCUUUGCAAAUCCUUCCUGAACGUCCUCUUCCCCAAGCACUUCCAUCAGAGAGUGCUGUCAGAAAACCCCAUGGCAUGCAAAGAAAUCCUCAAGCCAAAUUACAAAUCCUUCCGAGCCUAUCGGCUUGCCCUGAAAGAGUACAUCCACUUCCUGUUCCAAAACGAAAGGGCCCGGAGCCGCCGUGAGUCCACAGACCUGUGGCUGAGCGCCAUGCAGACUUUCCUUCUGUCCUCCAACUAUCCAGAGGAGUUUGAAAAGCUGCUGCACCAGGAGGAGGACAACUAUAACCGGGAGCUCAGAGCCCUUGAGUCUGAGAAAGAGGACAGGGGCCGCGGCAGAGGUGGCAGGAUGAAGGGCAUUGAAGGGAAGUUUGGCAUGCUGGUGCCCAACAAGGAGGACGAGAGUGCUGAGAAGACCCACCUGUGCUUCAUCCGGCUGCUGGAGAACUGCAUUGACCAGUUCUACGUGCACAGAGACCCGGAAAACUAUAAGAGGCUUUUUUUCCGUUUCAUGAAUGUGCUCGUCAGAAGGUGCAAAGAGCCACUCAUCCCCAGCAUUGGAAACACAGUGGCCUUGCUGGAGUUCCAGUUCAUCCACUGCGGGGCAGUCCUCGCCCGCCUCUGGAAGAACGCCAUCUUGUGCCUGCCCAAGAGCUACAUAGCGCUCUUACACUACUGGGAGUUCCUGUUCAGCAAGAAGGAUAAGGAGUUUGGGGACGUGUUCUCCAUCAUUCAGGACUACAAGCCCAAGGACGUGACCAAAGCCAUCCAGGAUUUCCGGUUCCACCUCUCCUACCUCGUUAAGGUGCUAUGUGGCUACGAGAAUAUAAACUUCAAUGUCCUGCUUGAUGCCUUUAGUGAAAUAGACUAUGUGGUCUCAGGUGAGGCCGAGCGGACCCUGGUGCUGAGCUUGGUGAUGCUGGUGAACGCUGAGGAGGUGCUGCAGCCAUCCUGCAAGUCCUUUCUGUACCACCACUUCCAGGAGAUCGACACAAGGCUGCAGCUGAUGACCCUAGACUGGCCAGACCAGGUUCCAGAGAGGCUCCGCAAAGUGGUGAAGCGGGUGCUGAUGGCUGCCAACGCCAAGUCGGUGGCAGAGGCACUGCAAGACCUGCUCUUUGAGCGGGAUGAGGAGUACCUGAUGGACUGCCACUGGCGGUGGGACAACGCACACACCAAAGGCCCCGUGGUCCGUGGCCUGUACCACGAGGAAGUCAGGCUGAACCGCCUGCUCUGUGUGGGCCCCAUGGACUACUUUCCGGAGCCAGAGUGUGAGUUUGGUCAGGAAGAGAUGGAUGAGCUGGCGUUAGAAGACCGAGACCACCUCCUGGCUGCCAUCCUCUCCCAGAUGCAGCGGAAGGCAAACGUCCAGCGGAAGCUGAGAAAGGUAUGCCUGGUGGUCUCGCUGUGCAUCCGGUGGAGGCGAAGGGUGAGCGCCCCAACCGAGUGCUUCCUGGAGGAGACCAGGGAGCCCGCGACCAGGCACUUCAAAAAAGCCGACGUGGACAGAACACAGUGUGACCUGUGCGGGGUGAAGUUUGCUCGUGGCCCUGAGGGCUAUUUCAACCCUGGGAAAGCACUCGAGGGAGCCAUUUCUGAGGAUGUGGUCCUUUCCAGGGGGGACCUGGAAGGCAAGGAAGUCCGGGAGAGGAAUAGUGAGUCUUACGAGCAGCACAUCCACCUCGAUGGCCACCAGAGGCAACAAGUGGCCUACCAGAAGUACUUCGAGUUUUUCUGCGACAAGGUGGACCCCGCCAUCGAGGAAGGCAGGUUGGUGGUGCAGGACAUAGAGCAGAGUGUGUGGGUCCACAGCCACCUGGGCUCCAAAGAGCACAGCCACAUGCUGCAGCGGAAGGUCCAGGAGAACAUCCAGAAGGUCUCAGACAUGGUGGAGGACCUAUACAAGCGGAAGGCCUGGGCUGGCGCGGAGGUGGGCAUGACUCGGCUGAUCAAUAGCCUGAUCCUGUCAGUCAGGGACGCACGGGAGUGGCUGAUGAAGACAGAACUCCACUUAAAGGAGGAAGGAAUCGUUCAGGAAGAUGAUUAUGAAAAUGAAAUUGAAGACUUUGGUGAACUUCGUCCUAGGAGACGCUGGCGGAAAUUUGCAAGACAGAGAAGAUACUGAGGGCCACAAAGCUGCUGCCUCCUAAACCUUCAAACCAUCCUGCCUUGGAGUUUUGAGUGCGGAGGCAGAGAGAAAAAGAAUGUACAUCGAAGUAGGGGAGUCUAUC